Sphaeramia orbicularis (orbiculate cardinalfish) is the source of this 2552-nucleotide messenger RNA. It is a transcript of the gene eif4a1a, whose product is annotated as eukaryotic translation initiation factor 4A1A. NCBI's taxonomy places the organism in Eukaryota, Metazoa, Chordata, Actinopteri, Kurtiformes, Apogonidae. The coding region runs from base 1 to 1215 and encodes 404 amino acids. The transcript has 11 exons. Gene Ontology annotation, molecular function: nucleic acid binding; RNA helicase activity; ATP binding. The record is from RefSeq and is a predicted model, not a curated record.
AUGUCGGCUGAAUUUGAAAACAGAGACAAUGGCCCAGAAUGCAUGGAGCCAGAUGGCAUCAUCGAGAGCAACUGGAACCAGAUCGUGGACAGUUUUGAUGAGAUGAACCUGCGUGAGGCUCUGCUCAGGGGAAUAUAUGCCUAUGGUUUUGAGAAGCCUUCCGCAAUCCAGCAGAGAGCCAUUAUCCCUUGUAUCAAGGGUCAUGAUGUGAUCGCUCAGGCCCAGUCUGGCACUGGGAAGACUGCCACUUUUGCCAUUUCCAUCCUCCAGCAGAUUGAUGUGGAUCUGAAAGGCACCCAGGCUCUGGUCCUAGCUCCGACAAGGGAGUUGGCUCAGCAGAUCCAGAAGGUGGUGCUGGCUCUAGGUGACUACAUGGGAGCCAGUUGUCACGCUUGCAUUGGUGGAACAAACGUUCGCUGUGAAGUCCAGAAGCUGCAAGCUGAAGCCCCUCACAUUGUGGUGGGGACCCCUGGCCGUGUCUUUGACAUGUUGAACCGCAAAAACAUUUCUUCGAAGCACAUUAAAAUGUUUGUGCUGGAUGAGGCCGACGAAAUGCUUAGCCGUGGUUUCAAGGACCAGAUCUACGAGAUCUUCCAGAAGCUGUUGAGCAACACACAGGUUGUCCUGUUGUCAGCCACUAUGCCAGCUGAUGUGUUGGAGGUCACAAAGAAGUUCAUGCGUGAGCCUGUCAGAAUCUUGGUCAAGAAGGAGGAACUGACCCUCGAGGGUAUCCGCCAGUUUUACAUCAAUGUGGAGAAGGAGGAAUGGAAACUGGACACACUGUGUGACCUGUAUGAAACGCUCACCAUUACACAAGCUGUCAUUUUCAUCAACACAAGGAGGAAAGUGGACUGGCUCACUGAGAAGAUGCAUGCCAGAGAUUUCACAGUCUCUGCCCUGCAUGGUGACAUGGACCAGAAAGACAGAGACCUGAUCAUGAGGGAGUUCCGGUCUGGCUCAAGUCGAGUGCUCAUCACCACUGACCUGCUGGCCAGAGGUAUCGAUGUGCAGCAAGUGUCCCUGGUUAUCAAUUAUGACCUGCCAACCAACAGGGAAAACUACAUUCACAGGAUUGGCAGGGGUGGCCGUUUUGGCAGAAAGGGAGUCGCUAUCAACAUGGUGACGGAGGACGACAAGCGAACUCUGAGGGACAUUGAGACAUUCUACAACACCACCAUCGAGGAGAUGCCCAUGAAUGUGGCAGAUCUGAUCUAGAAGAUUCCACCUGCCCUUCUAUCACCCAACCCCUUCAUUUUAGAACCUCAUUUCCUAUGAAAUCUUAAAUUCUAACCAUUUCCUUUGGCUAAAUUCCACAACGACUAUAUUCACCUUGGAAAGGAAGAUAACAGCCAAUGUUCCCUAAUCGAUAGGAUUUUUUUUUUUGGCCAUCUUGAUUGGAACGAUGAAUUACUGACCUGCUUCAGCUGCUGGCCAUAUAAUCCAUAACCCCCCAUAUAAGAACUGAAAUGCUAUCUGCAGCUAGUCUCUUGUCACAACUUAAAGCAUAUGAAAAUUGUAAAAGUCUGUUUUGUAAGCCAAGGACUUAAAAUGAAACAGUUUGUAACCAUUUCACAUUAGUGAAAAAGGUGACUGCAUUUCCAAAAACACAUUAAAAAAAUUAAUGUGGCUAAUGUAAAGGACUCAACCCUCUGCUUCUAAGCAUUAACAGUGAUGUAGGUCAGUUUAAUCUUCAUGAUCCAUUGACGCUUCUCUGAAAUGUAGCUGUGGUUUGUGUCCCCAUGUGCUGAUCACUGUCUACUGUGGACACAGCUGAAACUUUAAAGUGCUGCACUUCACCAGUUCAGUAUUUACACAACAUUGAGUGUACUUGAACCAGCCUUUAUCUCCUUGAACACAUUCAGAAUCGUGUUGAAUUAAGGUGUUGGGGCCAGAGUACACAGGGCAGACUCAAUAAAACAUCUGUACAGUAAAACCCAUCAUGAAUGAGUUGACCUUUUCCAUCCUCUUUCUGCUUCACUUUCUUGCUAUUUGUAAGUACUGCUUGACACACGUGGUCAGUCGUGCAGUAGCUCUCAGCUGGAGACUGACUGGUGCCUGUAGAUGUUUUGGAGGCUAACGGUGUGUGAGAAUUUUGCCUUGACCUUCAUGAUUUGGUAUUGGAUUUAUAUAUAGGUUUUUUUUUUUUUUUUUUUUUUUUUUUACUUUUCCUUUUUUGAUAAGGUGGUGUCACUUUUUGUAACCUACCUCGCCAAAAUGAUUUGGGAGGGAUGGGGGGUGGGGUCUCAGACAAAAGGACCAAACUACAAAUUAGCAAAUGUAUAGAGAUUAUACCCCUUACCUCCCAAAAAUGUAUUUCUUUUUCAAUCUUUCUCACAUAUUAAAUGCUUGUCCUCAAGGGGUGUGGUGUCUGGUUUAGGAGAACUGUCAUGUUUGGGGUGUGUGGUCAGUGCUAUUUUUAAAAUGAAUUUAUGAAAUUGUUAACCUUUUUGAGACAGAACCAUGUAUCAAGUUUUCUACAUUGGAUUCUGUAUAGUAUUUAUUUUAAUGGUCUUAAAAAAAAAAAUAAAGGUUUCUCCUUUUAACAGUGUAAA